Molecule: messenger RNA, 2447 nt
Organism: Mangifera indica (mango)
Lineage: Eukaryota; Viridiplantae; Streptophyta; Magnoliopsida; Sapindales; Anacardiaceae
Product: cytochrome P450 86A8
Exons: 1
Coding region: 349-1995 (548 amino acids)
Molecular function (GO): iron ion binding; oxidoreductase activity, acting on paired donors, with incorporation or reduction of molecular oxygen; monooxygenase activity
Source: RefSeq, a predicted model, not a curated record
AGUUAAAUUUUUAAGGGGGGGUUUAUAAAAAUUAACUGUGUGCGUGCUUUUUCUUUGGGUUGAUUUUAGAUAAGAGUUUCAACGAACUUCUCCUUGGCAUUUAUGGUGGCUUGCAGAGAGAGAAAGGUGCAAUUCAAAAGAACAGUCUGGCCUUCAUAAUUGCUUUCCACCUAUAAAAUCACCUCUCUAAAUCUCUUAGUUUGUACGAUCGUCAUCUAUAUCAGCCCCCUCAUCCUAUUUCUCUCUGCAUUUUACUUGUUUUGCUCUUUUAGAUCUAUCCCACCUCCAUUUUUCAUCAACCAAGUUCUUGCAUUGUUAAGGUAUCUUCUUUCUCUCUUUGCCCUGAAAAUGAACUUUCUUUAUAUAUACAUGGAUAUGGCGACCGCUUUGCUUCUUUUUUGGGCUGUCACGGCUUAUCUAUUGUGGUUUACAUUCAUCUCACGGUCGUUGAAAGGUCCACGUGUUUGGCCGCUAUUCGGCAGUCUUCCUGGCUUGAUUGAAAACUGUGACCGUAUGCAUGACUGGAUCUGCGACAAUCUCCGAGCUUGUGGUGGCACGUACCAGACUUGCAUUUGUGCGAUUCCAUUUCUCGCCGGAAAGCAGGGUCUCGUGACUGUCACGUGCGAUCCGAAAAAUGUAGAGCACAUAUUAAAGAAUCGCUUCAAUAACUACCCCAAGGGACCCACCUGGCAAGCUGUGUUUCAUGAUCUACUGGGUGAAGGGAUCUUUAACUCUGAUGGGGAGACGUGGCUAUUCCAGAGAAAGACUGCCGCACUAGAAUUCACCACCAGGACUCUGCGCCAAGCCAUGGCUCGCUGGGUUAACCAAGCAAUCAAGCUUCGCUUCUGUCCGAUUCUUGAAUCGGCUCAGCUCGAAGCUCGGCCGGUUGAUCUACAAGACUUAUUGCUUAGACUCACGUUUGAUAACAUUUGUGGCUUGGCUUUUGGGAAGGAUCCGCAAACCUGCGCGUCUGGACUUCCCGAAAACGGCUUCGCAUCAGCUUUUGACAGAGCCACUGAAGCUUCGCUUCAACGUUUUAUUUUGCCGGAAAUCUUGUGGAAGCUGAAGAAAUGGCUGAGGAUGGGCAUGGAGGUGAGUUUGAGCCGGAGUCUAAUCCACAUCGAUGAGUAUUUAUCCGAGGUAAUCAAUACACGUAAGCUUGAGUUGCUGAAUCAGCAAAAAGAUGGGAACCCGCACGACGACUUGCUCUCAAGGUUUAUGAAGAAAAAAGAAUCAUACUCAGACGAAUUUCUCAAACACGUGGCACUUAACUUUAUCCUAGCUGGACGUGACACGUCAUCAGUAGCGUUAAGCUGGUUCUUUUGGUUAGUCACGCAGAAUCCAUUAAUCGAAGAGAAAAUCUUAUAUGAAUUAUGCGGCGUCUUAAUUGAGACACGUGGCGAAGACACGUCAAAUUGGUUGGAGGAGCCGUUAGGUUUUGAAGAAGCUGACCGUUUGAUAUACUUAAAAGCAGCAUUAUCAGAAACCCUAAGACUGUACCCUUCAGUGCCAGAGGACUCAAAGCACGUGAUCUCCGAUGACGUAUUACCUGACGGAACGUUCGUGCCGGCAGGUUCAUCAGUUACGUAUUCGAUAUAUGCCACAGGGAGAAUGAGGUCGUCGUGGGGAGAUGACUGCCUGGAGUUUCGUCCAGAGAGAUGGCUGUCGUCUGAUGGGAAGAAAUUUGUGAUGCAUGAUUCCUACAAAUUUGUUGCCUUCAACGCAGGGCCGAGGAUUUGUUUGGGGAAGGAUCUGGCUUACUUACAAAUGAAAUCAGUGGCAGCAGCAGUUUUACUGCGGCAUCGGCUGACGGUGGUGGCGGGACACAAGGUAAAGCAGAAGAUGUCAUUGACUUUGUUUAUGAAAUAUGGGCUGAAAGUAAACGUGCAUAAAAGAGAAUUAGAGUCAAUUGUAGAGAGAAUUAAGGAGAGUAAUAAAUGCAAUGGUUAUGUUGGUGGGGCUAGGGUUGAGGAAAUGGUAGGUGGUGUUGAUUAAAGUGACGGUUUCAUUGAAGUAGUAGAUUUAAGGUGAGGUGGCUUCGCAUUAUAAAUAUUGCUAGGUGAGGUGAGGGACAAUGGCAACUUAGCGGUUCAAGUUCAAGGUGGUUCAGUUUCAUGUCAUGUGCAACACUGUGUUUAUGUUUCCCGCCGCACGGUUUUUUUUUUGAGCAGAAAUUAAAGAGGGUAGAGCUUCUACACAGUAGCUUCUUCAUCAAUAUUCUCACGAGAGAAAGAGAGCCAUUAUAAAUUCCUUACAUUUCAAGUUAUUUCUCUAUCAGUAAGAUGUUUCGUUAUUCUAUAAAAAUUCUUUAUUUUCUUUUUUAUUUUUAUUUAAUUGGAUACUGCGACAGGUCGAUCAUUUUACAGUUUUGUUUUUUAAUAAAUUAAUGUUAAUGUCUUUCUAUUUAUUAGAAUAAAUUAUUGAAGAUACUUUCUUUAUUCGAAAUA